Messenger RNA from Synchiropus splendidus (mandarinfish), 6427 nucleotides. RefSeq names its product erb-b2 receptor tyrosine kinase 2 (gene erbb2). The transcript has 27 exons. Lineage: Eukaryota; Metazoa; Chordata; Actinopteri; Syngnathiformes; Callionymidae. Gene Ontology annotation, cellular component: signaling receptor complex; basal plasma membrane. Gene Ontology annotation, biological process: protein phosphorylation; cell surface receptor protein tyrosine kinase signaling pathway; positive regulation of kinase activity. The record is from RefSeq and is a predicted model, not a curated record. The coding region runs from base 196 to 4101 and encodes 1301 amino acids. Gene Ontology annotation, molecular function: transmembrane receptor protein tyrosine kinase activity; ATP binding.
UGCCCCUAUGCGCUGUCACGCUUUACUACCAACAGGCACGGCAUUCCAGGGAGGAAGUCAUUGAAAUCUGAACGACCUGCGACUCUAAAGUUGGAUUACAGCAAGGGUAAACAAGUAUACGCGACGAGUCUGCCUCGGAAUCACUGACAAGAACCAGGUUCGGACCAUGGACUAGAAGCGGCGGACUCGCGACAGAUGGAGGCGGUGAGAAGUUUGCUGUUGGUCGGGGCCGUGCUGCUCGGAGUGACGGGCUCUCUGGGAAGAGAAGUCUGCCUGGGUACAGACAUGAAACUGGAUCUGCCCUCCAGCCUGGAAAAUCACUACGAGACAUUGAGACUGCUGUACACUGGCUGCCAGGUCGUCCAUGGCAACCUGGAGAUCACUCACCUUCACGGACAGCCGGACCUCUCCUUCCUAGAGGAAAUUGUUGAAGUCCACGGAUAUGUACUGGUGGCCCAUGUUUCGGUUGGUUUGGUGCCUUUGAAGAACCUCCGCAUCAUCCGGGGCAGCCAGCUGUACAACUCCAGCUAUGCCCUGGCUGUCAUGGACAACACUCGGAAUGGUCAGGGACUCAGGACUCUCUGGCUGCGCAGCCUCACAGAGAUCCUGCUGGGUGGGGUCUAUAUUUGGGGAAACCCCCAGCUGUGCUUUCCAGACCCUUGGAACAUUGUUUGGAGAGACACCCUGGACGAGCAGAACGACCACGGAAGGCAGCGUCAACUGCAGUCUCGAGCGGCCAAUUGUCCAGCUUGCUCCUCAAAGUGUCAGAAAGGGUGUUGGGGAGAAGGUCCUGAUGACUGCCAGACAUUGACCAGCAUCAACUGUGCUUCUGGCUGUCAGAGGUGUAAAGGUCCUCAUCCCAAUGACUGCUGUCACAUACAGUGUGCUGCAGGAUGUACUGGCCCCAAAGACUCCGACUGUCUGGCUUGUCGUCACUUCAAUGACAGUGGAGUGUGUAAGCGAGAUUGCCCUCCACUAACCAUCUACGACACCAUCACCUUUAACACCAAACCAAACCCAAAUAAGAAGUUCAGCUUUGGAGCCACCUGUGUCAAGACGUGUCCUUAUAACUACCUAGCUAUGGAUGUGGCCUGCACUCUCGCUUGUCCUAAAGCCAACCAGGAGGUUAUCAUCACCCAACCUAAUGGAGAAGAGACGCAGAAAUGUGAAAAGUGUGAAGGGAACUGUCCCAAAGUGUGUUACGGUCUGGGUAAAGACAACCUUGGGAUUACUGACUAUCAUGGCAGCACCAUGGUAACUUCUGCCAAUGUGGACAACUUCAACACGUGCAGUAAGAUAAUCGGUAGUCUGGCCUUCCUCCCGCAAAGCUUUUCUGGGGACCCUAUGACCAACACCUCGGGCCUGUCACUGGAGCAGCUUAAAGCCUUCAAGAACCUGGAGGAGAUUACAGGUUAUUUAUACAUCGAUGCCUGGCCAGCCAACUGGACUGACCUGUCAGUGUUCGAGAAUCUCAAGGUCAUCCGAGGACGGAUGCUCUACAAGGGAGUAUUUUCACUUGGCAUCCAGAAUCUUCACAUUCAGUCUCUCGGGUUGCGUUCUCUGCGGAGCGUCAGUGGAGGACUGAUCUUGUUGCACAACAAUUCCCAGCUGUGCCACACUAACUCACUGCCUUGGAACACUCUCCUUCACCCCACGCAAGGACCGCACUACAUUGUCAACCACAACAGGGAACCCCAAGUUUGUGAGGCAGAGGGCAGUGUGUGUCACCAUCUAUGUAAGGGGGGCUGUUGGGGUCCAGGGCCCAGUCAGUGUGUGUCCUGCAAGACUUUUCAACGUGGAACUGAGUGUGUGGAGCAGUGUGACGUCUAUGAGGGGUCUGUGCGUGAGUACAUAGACGGCUCUCUGUGUGUGGCCUGUCACGCUGAGUGUCGACCGCUCAACGGUUCCGCCUCGUGUCAUGGCCGGGGAGCCGAUCAGUGCACCGAGUGCCUGAAGUUCCAGGAUGGGGAAUCCUGUGUGGAUCAUUGUCCCAAUGGCGUCAAAGAGGACCAGCAGACUGUGUGGAAGUACAGCAACGCUACAGGACACUGCCUGCCGUGCAACACCAACUGCACUCUGUUCUGCACACAGAUGGACGAACGAGGUUGCCCCAUCCAUUCAAAGACAGGACCUGGGACAACUAUCGCAGCAGCCGUGGGUGGUGUGGUGCUCUUCUUCAUCCUGCUGGCUUUGCUGGUCUUCUACCUAAGGAGGCAGAAGAAGCUGAAGAAGAAGGAGACGAUGAGGAGGAUCCUGCAGGAGCACGAGCUGGUGGAGCCUCUCACUCCGAGCGGUGCUUCACCCAAUAAAGCUCAGAUGCGAAUUCUGAAGGAAACUGAACUGAAGAAGUUGAGAGUGCUGGGUGCUGGUGCUUUUGGAACUGUGUAUAAGGGUGUUUGGGCACCGGAUGGGGAAAUGGUGAAAAUUCCUGUUGCCAUCAAGGUGUUAAGGGAGAACACAUCGCCAAAGGCUAAUAAAGAAAUUCUGGAUGAAGCGUUUGUGAUGGCAGGUGUGGCCAGUCCUUAUGUGUGUCGCCUGCUGGGGAUUUGUCUGACCUCCACCGUGCAGCUGGUCACUCAGCUCAUGCCGUAUGGCUGCCUCCUCGACUAUGUGCGUGAAAACAAGGACCGCAUCGGCUCCCAGUUCCUGCUCAACUGGUGUGUCCAAAUUGCUAAGGGGAUGAGCUAUCUGGAGGAGGUUCGCCUCGUCCACCGAGAUCUGGCUGCUCGUAACGUCCUGGUGAAGAACCCAAAUCAUGUGAAGAUCACCGACUUCGGUCUGGCCCGUUUGCUUGACAUCGACGAAACUGAAUACCACGCAGAUGGAGGAAAGGUACCUAUUAAGUGGAUGGCAUUAGAGUCUAUCCUCCACAGGAAGUUCACGCAUCAGAGUGACGUCUGGAGCUAUGGUGUGACUGUAUGGGAGCUGAUGACGUUUGGAGCCAAGCCCUACGACAUGAUCCCAGCCAGGGAGAUUCCGGAGGUUCUGGAAGGAGGAGAGCGACUGCCGCAACCCAUCAUCUGCACCAUUGAGGUCUACAUGAUCAUGGUCAAAUGUUGGAUGAUCGACCCAGACAGUCGUCCCAGAUUUAAAAAUUUGGUGAACGAAUUCACGCUGAUGGCCAGAGACCCUCCCCGUUACGUGGUCAUCCAGAAUGACGAGCAGAUGAGCAUGGCCAACCCGGUGGACAGCCAGUUCUUUCGGAUGCUUCUGGAGGAGGAGGGAAACAACAUGAGGGAAUUGCUGGACGCUGAAAAAUAUCUGGUGCCUCAGCCGAACGUCUUGCCCCGGAGUCAAGUGGACGGAGCUCAGUCCAACGGGCCGUCCAGACACCAGUCCUACAGAAGCAGAGAUCAGGGUCUGGACAUUGAUCCUUCCAUCGCCGGUGGUUCUCGCAGCAUCUACUCCUCCCUGAGCACCCUGCCCCGCAGCCAGUACCCCACUUUACAACUUGGGGUGAGCGCCGCCAACGGCGUGUGGACUCCUCAGUACCCGACUCUCGUCCGCAGCCCUUCUGCUGGAGGCCAGUCGGACUCCGUCUUCCUGGAUGGAUCCCCGGAGGACCCUCUGCCUCCUGCUAGUCCUGGCCGCUACUGCCAAGACCCCACCUAUCCCAACGGCAGUCAGGGGGACCUGGAAACAGACGGGCCCAAUGGUUUUCACCAUCCCUCUCACCUUCAUCAUUCGCUGCCCAGACGAAGUCAUGCCUCUGUUCAGAAUCACGGCUUGCCAGAGUAUGUCAAUCAGGAGAUGCAGAAUUUGAGGAUAGCGAUACCUGAGCGUCCAACAACACUACCCCGCAAAAUAUCCAAAGUGGAGCGACGCCUCCCCAACGGCCUGAGUUCUGGUCACAGCGUGGAGAACCCGGGAUAUUUGGUCCCUGUGACCUCCAAGGGCUCCACCUCUCCUGCAUUUGACAAUCCCUACUAUCUGGACCUUGUGGCCAAGGCCAAAGCAACAUCCGGGUCUGGAAUGCAAAACGGCACAGGAGAGCUGGAGGUAAACGGAGUAGCACCGCGGCCGACAAACGGCUUUGUGACACCUACCGCAGAGAACCCUGAGUACCUGGGACUGGCAGACACCUGGAGCGGAAACACCUGAAGAGAAGACUGGAAAUGUAACCAGCAACUCGAGGGGUAGUUGCUGGAUGUGUUGCGCGGGGGAUGGGACAUAGAGGGUGUUUGUUUGGCCAGUAUGGUACACAUCCACAUCUGGCGUUCUUGGCAGCAUCAGUUCUCAAUCUUCACCACUGCUGUUGCCAAAAAAGCUUCCGUACACAAACAGCAAAGUAUCACGGUACACGAAGAAAAACUCUUCAUUCAAUCAACACUGGACUGGAUCUUUGGACGCUGAUUUCGUCUGUGCUCUGGACAAUUCCCUCUGAUUUGUUUUACGGCAUUGUCAGUUGUCCCUCAGUCCUCCUCUUUGCCACCCUGAUAUGUGAGACGGUCCCAUUUAAUAAAGAGCACAUUGACCGAGAGAAUCAUGAUACGCAUUGAAGAUGCUUAGUAUUCUGGGCACUCUCUCCCGACCUGAUGGGGGUCACCAACACACUCAAUGCCAUUUUGUCCCAUCUGGCCCGAAGACGUGCUUCCUAAAAGAAAGACGUCCUGUAUAGGAGAAGACAGAGGCAUUGUUGGGUUCUGAUGUAUGUGCUUGUUGGAGCGCUUGGCUGCAGAUUCUUUAUGGUACUGUGUGAGUCAGGGAAGGAAUCAGCAGCAUUAGGUUGCAAAAAACCUAAAACAAGUUGGAGAACAACCUUUUAGCCGGGAUGACUGUGUUGCAUUUCAAGUAACGCAGGGAAAUAUACACCCUUUUUACAAGUUUUUGUGGGUUUACACUGUAGAGGACUGCCAGAGGAAGCUUUCAGUCAGUUUCUAUGAAGAAGAUGCAGCUGUUUUUUUUAAUAUAUAUAAAUCACUGUUGAGGAAUUAAUAAUGUUGUCAGCACAUAAUGUUAUUCAUCAUUCAGUUCAAAAGCUAUUUUGACAAUUCUGACUUUCGAGAAAUCUUUAUCAAAAACAGUUGUUCAUUCCAUACUUGACCACGAAUGUGGUAGUCACAAAAACCUGGACCUGUUUGUCAAUACCUCGCUCCUGUCAGGGAGGAACUUUGUGUCUCACUAAGGGAAACAAACACUGUUUUGUUUGACUCAGAUAAUCAGUGCACAGAUCAAAUUCCAUUUAAAGCAGUCGCUGACGUCCCAGUUAAUAAUCGACAGCACUCUGAGACGCUUGCACUGGUGUUUGGAGUGAAGCCCUCAGAGAGGGCAGCCACAUGGACACUGGGACGGGAAUGAUUCUAGCUGUAUACUAAUAAUCACUUGCCCUUGUGUUGUCCAACAUUACUGUGUGAAUCAACCGUCCCCGGAUGGUCUGCAGCUUUUGUUCUGAAAUUGCCAUGUUCUCAUACGGGUUGAUCUUGUAAACUAUAUUAUUGUAUUUUAAUACAUCCUGCUUGUAGUACUAAUGUUUUCUGGAGUGAAAUUGCUUUGGUGUUUUGUGUUCUGUGUAUUUGACAGGUAAAAACCUCUCAGUAUAAAAUAGUAAUGUCAUUUUUGGCUAAAUCCAAAUGUAUUUUUAUAUUUUGUGUUGAUCCAGCGCAUAUAAAACUCUGACCUGUCACUGUUGAAAGUUGAAACCCCAAUUGAAAGACAGAGGUUUUGUACGAUAUAUUCACAUUUUUAUGCGAAAGUAAAUUAAUUGUGUUUGGUUUCUGUGCACAAAGUGUUCUGAUAAAAACUAGUCACGCAGACAGGUACGGCCCAUAAACACUGGCACAAAACAACAAAUGAUUUUCUCUUUGAAAGUGCGUGUGCGUGGCAGAGCAGGGCAGGAACUGUCCACGAACCUUCGGAAGGUUUAAAGAAAUCAAUAAUAUUUUGAAGAAAGUAUUUUCUCUUUUGUACAUAACAAUGUUUUUGUUUACUCUUCUUUGGUCAGUGAGUCCUGCACGACAAGUCUACUUUUAUAACAGGUUCAUUACACAUACUGGUGGUGUGUAUGUACCUUUUUCACAAAGGCAGUGCUCAUGGUUCAAAUGAACACUUUGAUUCUCUGCACUGGUCAGCAUCCAACAUUUUAAUUGGAGAUACCUCAAAAUAUUCUCUAAGACUUCGACUCUCAUCUCAGAGUUUUAAUAUGAGACAUUUGAAACUACAUUAGUCAGCCAGAUGCUGUGACGCCACACUUUACAAAAGCUCAAUAGUAACUCAGUAGCUUGUUAUAAUGGUAGACUUAUGGUGGAAUACUACUUGUACACGCUUCGUGUAUGUAAAUAAACCAGCCUGGUAGCUAAUGUGAUCAAUGUUAAACUGUACAGAACGAUGGAGGGAAAUCACACACUGGGAACUACUUUAUGAAGAAAUUGUUUUUCUAUAGAGUUGUCGCAUUUGUUACUGUGUGUUGUUCAAGAAUAAAUUUAGCAGU